Molecule: messenger RNA, 5084 nt
Organism: Drosophila arizonae
Lineage: Eukaryota; Metazoa; Arthropoda; Insecta; Diptera; Drosophilidae
Gene: tok
Product: tolloid-like protein 1 tolkin
Biological process (GO): proteolysis
Molecular function (GO): metalloendopeptidase activity; calcium ion binding; zinc ion binding
Source: RefSeq, a predicted model, not a curated record
AUCUCUCCAAUCAAAGCGCGAGAACCUUUCGUCGUGAACGGACGUGUAUUCCAUUGUUGCGGCUAAAUAACGCGAACGAAAGAAUAAUAGCAACAAACUUGUUUGAUCUGAAGCAGAAUUAGUGUUCGCAUAAAGUCCAAAAGGAUUUGGAGUGUGUGUGGUGCCAGGAGUGAAUAGAAUCUAGUGCACUAAUAAUCCACGUGCACUGCGAGAAUGCAGCGCUGUUGAGCUGGGUUAGACGGAGGCGAUAAGCAGAGCUCGGAAAGCCAACGAAAGUCAAGAACAAAACACGCCGACGAUUGACAAGCGAACGAACGUGCAGAGCAACAACAGCAGAAGAAGAGGCAGAGAGCACGCUCAGAUGGCGCUGCAGAGCCGGCUCGGAGCCGGACGCGGUGGCCGGGUAAUGAGCUAUACGAACUACGCCCUGCUGAUGGCCACAGUGCUGCUGGUGUUAAUCUCAGCGCAUGUCAAAAGCGCCAAGCUGCAUGAGGAGCCGCAGUUGAGUAACGUUGCCAUUGACAAGGCUGAGCGUAACAACAACGAUGACAGCAACAAUAGCAACAACAACAACAACAACGAGUUCGUCAAAGAGCACGUGAAAGAUGCAGCUGUCACUCAUCCUUAUCAUCAGCAUGUCCACGGGCAGCACAAGCCUCACUUGCACCAUAUGUCACAGCUGAGCAAUCGUCGCGCCUAUCACAGCAAAUAUAGCAUCGAGCAGCUGCUGCACAUGCAUGUGACACCGAAGGUGUCCAACGAUAUCGAUAUGGACCCUUGCAAGGCGGGCGGCUUCAUGGGAGAUAUUGCGCUGCCCGAUGGCGGCCCUCUGGUGGCUCACACACCAAUCGACGACGAGGAGCUGGAAAUGGAGUCGGUGGAACGGCUUUUGUCGAAUGGGCCGGCUGAGCACAUGUCAGCGGAUGCGCCGGAGCCCACCAAAUACAAUGCGACCUUUCAACUGGACCUAGAAAAACUGAAGCAGGAAGUCUACAACGAGGGCCUGCAGGUGGAGGAGGAGGGCCUGACGGACAUCAUACGCAAAAAAACGAAACUGCCCAGCGCGGGUGCAGCUGGCCACACAACAGGACAGCCACUGACCAAAGCCAGCGGCAUUAGCAACAAUGAUGUCAGCCUGAGCGCCAACGAACCAUUAAAGCAGACCGCCCCAGAGACCCCCUCGGACAUUGCGCAUCCGCCCAGCUACAAGAAUGAGGUGUUGACCCAGCCGGAGCGCCAGGCAGUCCAGCGGCAUCGGACUGCAUCUAAUGUGGAGCUGAGUCUCGCUCCCGCAUUGCUGCAGUUCAACAAAUCACAGGCGCUGCUCCGCAACGUGGACACACGGAAAAUACAAUCGAACAAUAAGGACAUUGAGGACGAUUCGGGCAAUAACUUUGUCGCAGAGCGACGUCAACAUAUUGUGCCGACGUCGCUGCCCACGCAGAGAUCGACAAUGGCCAACGUGUACAGCAAUGCCGGGGGCAAUGGCAUGCACCUGGACGACGAUGUGGACUUCUUGCAUGCACAGGGCAUAGUGCGCAGGAGGCACAGGCGCGGCCCCAAGCAUCGGACCAAUAGUCAGUGGGCGGAGUAUGCAAGCAAAGUGCAGCGACUCCGUGAGGAGCUCAAUCUUCCGCAGGGCCAUCAUUCACACCAGCGCCAGCACCACCACCAGCAGCAUCUACACAAGAAGCAGAAGCAUCGCCAGCAUCGUCGAGGUCGAGGUCGMGGCCGAGGCCGCAGCACGGCGUCGCCUCUAAGUGUUUCCCCGACGCAGGCGCAGGCUGAUAAUGGGCAGCGAACUGAGAAUAUAAAUGGCCAUAAUAUUGAACUGGCAGAGACUCAAGUGCCAGAUACAGACAACCUGAAGCGGCCGCAGCAUCGCAAUCGCGUGGCGCGUGCUGUAACCGCCAAAAAGGAGCGCAUUUGGGAUUACGGUGUCAUCCCCUACGAGAUCGACGGCAACUUCAGCGGCCUGCACAAAGCCCUCUUCAAACAGGCCAUGCGCCACUGGGAGAACUCUACGUGCAUCAAGUUUGUGGAGCGCGACGCGGAAAUCCAUCCCAAUUACAUAGUAUUCACCAUACGCAGUUGCGGAUGCUGUUCGUUUGUUGGCAAGCGAGGCAAUGGACCACAGGCAAUUUCAAUUGGCCGUAACUGCGACAAGUUUGGCAUUGUGGUGCAUGAAUUGGGUCACGUGGUGGGCUUCUGGCACGAGCACACGCGCCCGGAUCGCGAGAAGCACGUGGUGAUUGAGCACAACAAUAUAAUGAAGGGGCAGGACUACAAUUUUAACAUGCUGUCUGUGGAUGAGGUUAAUUCGCUGGGCAUGGCCUACGAUUAUGAUUCGAUUAUGCACUACGCACGCAACACCUUCUCCAAGGGCACCUAUCUGGAUACAAUAUUGCCCAUCGAAGUCAAGGGUCGCAAGAGGCCAGAGAUUGGCCAGCGCUUGCGGCUUAGCCAGGGCGACAUUGCCCAGGCCAAUCUGCUGUACAAGUGCCCCAAGUGCGGUCGCACGUUCCAGGAGAGCACGGGCCUCUUUGCCAGCCCCGUCUUCUAUACGGCCGGAGCCGUCAGCAACGAGACCGAACACUGCGAAUGGCGCGUAACGGCAACGCAUGGCGAGCGCGUGGUCCUGCGACUCGAGGACAUGAAUAUAUUCAAGUCGAACAACUGCGAGACGGACUAUCUGGAAAUACGCGAUGGCUACUACUUCAAGUCGCCGCUAAUUGGACGCUUCUGCGGCAAGGUGGCCAGCGAGGUGAUCACCACGCAAUCCAGUCGCAUGCUCCUCACCUAUGUGAAUUCCCAUCGUGCCGACGGCUAUCGCGGCUUCAAAGCAGAGUUCGAUGUUGUAUGCGGAGGCGAACUGUCCGUGGAUGACUCGGAGGGCCGUUUGGAGUCGCCCAACUAUCCGCUCGACUAUUUGCCAAACAAGGAGUGCGUGUGGAAAAUUUCAGUGCCAAAGGGCUUUCAAGUGGCGCUGAAAUUCCAGUCGUUUGAGGUCGAAAACCAUGAUAGCUGUGUCUACGACUAUGUCGAAGUGCGAGACGGACCCGCUCAGGAUGCGCCGCUAAUUGGCGUUUUCUGUGGCUACAAGCCGCCACCGAACAUGAAGUCAAGUGGCAAUUCGAUGUACGUGAAAUUUGUGUCGGACACAUCGGUGCAGAAGGCGGGCUUCUCGGCCGUAUUCAUGAAGGAGGUUGACGAGUGCGAGACGCAAAAUCAUGGCUGCGAGCACGAGUGCAUCAACACGCUUGGCGGCUACGAGUGCAGCUGCCACAUUGGCUACGAACUGCACAGCGAUAAGAAGCAUUGCGAGGAUGCCUGCGGCGGUGUCAUCGAGUAUCCUAACGGGACAAUUACCUCGCCCUCGUACCCCGAAACCUAUCCGAUGCUGAAGGAGUGCGUUUGGGAGAUUAUUGCGCCGGCCAAACAUAAAAUUUCGCUGAACUUUACGCAUUUCGAUCUGGAGGGCACUGCGCAUCAACAAUCCGACUGCGGUUACGAUUCGGUGACCAUCUACUCCAAGCUCUCAGAGAAUCGCCUAAAGCGCAUUGGUACCUACUGCGGCAGUGCGAUUCCGCCUACCGCCACCUCGGACGGCAAUGCGCUGCGCGUUGAAUUCCACUCGGACAAGUCCAUUCAGCGCACGGGCUUCGCAGCCGUAUUCUUCACGGACAUCGACGAGUGUGCCGUGAACAAUGGGGGCUGCCAGCACGAGUGCCGGAAUACCAUUGGCUCAUACCUCUGCUUCUGCCACAAUGGCUACUCGCUACAUGAGAACGGGCACGACUGCAAGGAGGGCGAGUGCAAGAACGAGAUAUCGGGCUCAUUCGGCACCAUCUACAGUCCCAACUACCCGGACAACUAUCCGCCCAAUGCCGACUGUGUGUGGCACUUCUCCACAACGCCCGGACACCGCAUCAAGCUCAUAUUUAAUGAGUUCAAUGUCGAAUCGCAUCAGGAAUGCGCCUAUGAUAAUGUAGCCAUCUAUGAUGGGGAGUCGGAGCUGAGUUCCCUGCUGGGACGAUUCUGCGGCGAGAAAAUACCCUAUCCCAUAUCUUCCACAACCAACCAGCUCUAUAUGGUGCUGAAGACGGAUAAAAACAAGCAGAUGAAUGGAUUUAUGGCAAUGCAUUCGACGUCCUGCGGCGGGUAUCUGCGCGCCACAAAUCAGAUCCAACAAUUCUAUUCUCACGCGCGAUUCAGCAACCAGGAUUACGACGACAACAUGGACUGCGAGUGGACCAUUCAGGCUCCGCCGAACCGGAAUGUGCAGCUGAUCUUCCUCACGUUCGACAUUGAGAGCAGCGAGAACUGCACCUACGACUACGUGCAGGUGUUCUCCGGCAUGGAGGACACCAGCGGUCCCAUGUAUGGCCAGUACUGUGGAAAUUCGCUGCCACAGGACAUCAUCUCGAUGACUGACUCGCUGCUGGUGCGCUUCAAGACGGACAGCUCGGUGCCAAUGAAGGGAUUCUCGGCAUCGUAUGUGGCCGUUGAUCCGUUCAAGAACAGCGAUGAGGAUAUGGAGAGCUCGUACAGCUCCGAGAUGGUCACACCCUUUCCAGGCUCACUCAAAAGCAUAUACAAGGAGGAUACCGAGGAGACGGAUGACUACAGUGACUUCAGUGAGAACCAGCUGGUGAAUGCUCAAUAUCGUGGACGCCAUAUCUUACCCAUUAGCUAUUCAUCGUGGACGAAUUAGGAAGAUUGGAAGAUCAGGAAGACUCGCCGGACACGCUGUAAACGCACGAAAAUCAUGACAAUAUAUUAAAACGGAAUUUAUUUAACUAUUUAGGCAUAUCGUCGCGUACAUAUAGCAACAUUUUGCUCUCUUAACAUAUAAUUAUACAUAGACUUCAUUUUGACCAUAAUCAAAUAUUAAGUAUACAUAGAUAUUCAGAACAAAUCUUUAGGGUAUAGCACGUCAAGCAUAUCGCGAAAAAAGGGGAAGCAGCACUCGUUAGCUUUACGAAAUAAUUCGAUCGGUUCUCAAAUGGACCCAAAACCAAUUAAUGUGUAUCAAUAUCAAAGGAUUUAUGUGUGACAUUCAUAAGCACUAAUCAGUUGCCAUA